Molecule: messenger RNA, 1894 nt
Organism: Triticum dicoccoides
Lineage: Eukaryota; Viridiplantae; Streptophyta; Magnoliopsida; Poales; Poaceae
Exons: 8
Coding region: 16-1428 (470 amino acids)
Source: RefSeq, a predicted model, not a curated record
CGGGGCAGAGGCGCCAUGGCGAUGGGGCUCGGGAGAAUCAGAAUCAUUCGGUGGCGGGGGCGGUGCUGUACUUUUUGCGAGAGAGUGCUUCUGAAGUUGGACAUUUGCAUCGCUAGCCCUCCUUCCCUUGCUGCAGGGAAUCUCUGGAGUUUGGAGCACACGUAUAGAAUUUACGCGGAAGAACGGUGGUUGAAUGUAAAAUAUCCACCGCCGUCGAGGGGGGAUUCGCUCUCGCUCUCCUCCGCCGCUGCCGCCGCUUCCAUGGCGAUCUCGAGGCCCCGGAGCCGCGCCGUCCCCUUCAUCCCGCUCCUGCUCCUCGUCCUCCUCGUCCCGUUAAUCUACUCCGUUUCCAGGCUACGCUUGAGCUGGGCGCAGGAGAGGGAGUUGGGCAUGCCUCCUCCUGCUCUGCCGAAGCGCCCCGAUCGCCUCGUGCUCGGCCCGGCCGCCGGCCAGGGCCGCCCCGACCGCCUCCAGUGCCAAGGACUUAAAGCUGUGAAUAAGAUAAGUCUAUCAAGUGAACCUGGAGAACAUGUUUCUUUUGUUACAGUGUUCACAACCUACAGUUCUGACCCAGCUGGGGCUGGCAAACGGUCAUCUGAUGUUGUAACUGUUGGAAAGCAUUUUUAUAGCAAGGAGGAAAGGUCCAUGGCCAUUCUUAAUACUUUCAUCAGCUUCAUACAGGUGUCAAUGCCAAGAAGCGAUGUGAUAAUAUUGACUGGUCCUAAAUCAAAAUUGUCAAUAAAUCAAGGGAAGGCCUCAAUACUGCCAAUUGAGGGAAAUUAUUCUCGAGGCAACCUGAUGCUUCAGAGGAUCAAGUCCUACAUUGACUUUCUAGAGCUAAAACUUGAGGAGGUUGACUGUGUGAACUGUGCUCGUCAUUUUGUUUUCACUGAUUCUGAUAUGGCAGUGGUUGAGGAUAUUGGACAUAUCUUCACGAGCUAUCCUAAUUGGCACCUUGCUCUUACAUUUCGUAAUAACAAAGGCCAACCCUUGAACUCUGGAUUUAUAGCGGUGAGAGGGACCAGAGAUGGCAUCUCUAAGGCUAUCGAAUUCUUCAAUGAAGUUCUUAAAGCAUACAAUCUAAAGUAUAUGAAGGCGUCCCGCAUGCUUGGUGAUCAAUUAGCACUGGCAUGGGUUGUGAAGUCUUAUCUAUCAUCAGCCUUUGGAAAAUUUUCUAGGCAUGAAACAUUUACUGGUGAAGUCAAUGGAGCAUCUGUUCUGUUUUUGCCUUGUGAAGUUUAUAAUUGGACUCCACCUGAGGGUGCUGGACAAUUUCAUGGUAUGCCCUUGGAUGUUAAGGUUGUUCAUUUCAAAGGUUCAAGAAAGCGUUUGAUGCUUGAGGCAUGGGAUUUCUACAAUUCAACCUCUCAAUUAUCUGAUAUGUUGUGCCUAAUCCUGAAGAGUGGCAGAACAAAAUAUGACUUCUGAACCUUUUGUUCCACGAUGAAGUGACAUCUGUUGAUCCUCAUUGAGCUCCAGAUAUGUAUCUAUUUGUUGGCACAGGCUCCAACUCUGCAGUUGUGAGCGAUUGCAAGAAUUCAAGCGCCACAUAGCGCAAAUAGAGUCAUCAGGAACUCAGGUUACGCACAAGGAAAACAGGGUGAUCCAGAUUGUGCUGAGGGUAGCUCGGGAAUAUGAGAUUGGUGCCACGACUCCCGUGGAAGGUGGACCCAUUCAUACACGAUAUUAGCUAGGAGUAGCAGGGUGAUCAUGUAGGAAAUCACCAGUUGUUUUGGUGAUGGUUCUUGGUAGCUUUGUCACCCUUCAUCACUAUUCAUGCUGUAACAGUUUCUUGGUUGUGGCUGAUGAGGUUACUCGGAAUUUUUCGCUUUCAAUACAGGCUACGUGCUGUAAUAGUUUUCCAAAGAUUUUUUAACCAACGAAGCUAGUAAUA